This is a messenger RNA of Hippocampus comes (tiger tail seahorse), 1836 nucleotides long. RefSeq names its product proline rich 5a (renal) (gene prr5a). Gene Ontology annotation, cellular component: TORC2 complex. The transcript has 11 exons. Gene Ontology annotation, biological process: TORC2 signaling. The coding region runs from base 304 to 1680 and encodes 458 amino acids. NCBI's taxonomy places the organism in Eukaryota, Metazoa, Chordata, Actinopteri, Syngnathiformes, Syngnathidae. The record is from RefSeq and is a predicted model, not a curated record.
CGUGCAUCUCUUCAAAACAAAGCGGGGGCGCGCGCACGGGAGCGAGCGGAGGCGCAUGCUUCAUGAAUGAGUCCUCCGCGGUCUGCUCUGUACUGCUAGCACCCCUACCCGUACAACCACCAUCACCGCCUCCAAAGGACCGCACGCACAUCGGACCCAUCGCCUGCCCGAUGCCCGACAGGGAGAUCCAUCCGUUGGAUCGAGUCUCGGCGAACCACCGAUGAGCCCGGACGGAACCGACCUGACGUCGGAGAUAUAUGCACGCGCCAUCUCGGCUAGAACCAGGCAACAGGACACGAAACGAUGCUGGAUGGCCUCAGACGGAGGCAUGCCUCCCGCUCCUCGCCCCGGCCACUCUCGCUCAACUUCAGCACUUUCUCGGCGCCUCCCCCGAGCCCGGACUUGGAUGGGAGCAAUGAGCAUCCAAUCAGGAGGACUCUGCACCGGCUGAAGCUGAUGAGCUCGCCCAGCCUUAGCGAGUUGGCCAAGAGCGACAAGGGUUCACCGGAGGACAGAGGCGAGAAGCAGAAGAGGGCUGGCGCCAACGCCACCUGGAACAGCAUCCACAAUGCCGUCAUCGCAGUUUUCCAGAAGAAAGGUUUGGCCGACAAUGAACUUUACGUCCUCAACGAAGGCGUCCGGCACCUGCUGAAGACCGAGCUGGGUUCCUUUUUCACGGAAUACCUUCAGAACCAGUUGCUGACAAAGGGCAUGGUCAUCCUGAGAGACAAAAUAAGGUUCUACGAAGGUCAGAAGUUACUGGACUCUCUGGCCGAGACGUGGGACUUCUUCUUCUGUGAUGUGCUCUCCAUGCUGCAGGCCAUCUUCCACCCAGUCCAGGGGAAGGAGCCAUCUGUCCGCCAGCUUGCUCUACUGCACUUCAGGAGCACCAUCGUCCUGAGCGUCAAGCUGGAGGACGCCCUGUCUCGGCCCCGGGCACGAGUUCCACCGUCCGUUACGCAGAUGCUGCUCAUCCUCCAGGGAGUUCAUGAGUCACGUGGUGUGAAUGAGGACUACCUGAGACUGGAGUCUCUGGUCCAGAAGGUGGUCUCACCCUACUUGGGCACUCACGGGCUUUACUCUGGAGAUGACAUCGAGGACCACUGCUGUGUUCUGGAGAAGCGCUUCCAAUGGGGCUGGUCCAAGUCUGCCGAGCAUCUGUCCAAGAACCCGGUGGUCCGAUCGAAAAGUUACAACAUCCCGUUGCUCCUGACCCCCGUGGCCGAGUACGACGCCGACUGCGGCUCAGUGGGUAGCGGAGGAAUCCGCCGCCACUCGGCCUGCGAGAUGAUCUCCUGCCUGGAGGAGCAGAAGUUGAACUACGCCGAGCUGGCGGCGAGUUCCGACCUCUCUGGCUCCGCCUCCAACAGGCUAUGCGUGGGCUCGCAGUUCAAAGGCAUGAUGCAGACAGGAGCUACCUCCAUGGAUCUCCCUCUGUCCUCCCCGUCCAUCCUGCACUCGUCGGGGGCUCUCCACGGCACCGAAGCCACCACCACCGUGACCGACCUUGGCAAGGCAGGGUCCUGUUCGCCACCCAGCGAGUCGUCCAGCCCCGAAACCAUCAUCGGACAAGUCCUCCAGUCGGGAGACUCCGACUCAGAUGGGAUAUUCAUCGACUUCCCACCUCAUUCCGCCGAGGCUCUUGGCUAUGGCCGCGAGAGCAGGCAGAGUACGGUGUAGCUGCACGCACACAUUUACACACACACACUCACACACACUUGGGAUAAUCAUUGUCAGUACAUUUCAUGGCUUUGAAUUCGUCCUCUUCUCCAUCCAGUCAUGCUGGUUUCAUAAAAUAAUGUAGUUAUAAAAGUUUAAGGCUUGAAAACAAAAAAA